Messenger RNA from Aspergillus oryzae RIB40, 2316 nucleotides. RefSeq lists its product as uncharacterized. NCBI's taxonomy places the organism in Eukaryota, Fungi, Ascomycota, Eurotiomycetes, Eurotiales, Aspergillaceae. The record is from RefSeq and is a predicted model, not a curated record. The coding region runs from base 1 to 2316 and encodes 771 amino acids. The transcript has 7 exons. Gene Ontology annotation, molecular function: FMN binding; oxidoreductase activity.
AUGCCUUUUGAGAAGCCUAUUGUUGUUGUUACUGGUGCUACGGGCGGCCAGGGCGGCUCAGUGAUUGAUGCAUUGCUCGAGUCCGGACGUUAUCAAAUUCGUGCCGUCCUUCGCAAUCUCACCCCAGCGAAAACUCAGCCUCUACGUGACCGAGGUGUUGAGAUUGUCCAUGGUGAUCUUAAUGAUGAAGCCAGCUUGGUGGAGGCCUUCAGAGGAGCACAUGCUAUCUUUGCCGUGACCGAUUUCUUCGAGCCAUUCAUGAAAUACGGUCCACAGGAGGCCGAGAAGCGUGAGUUAGCCCAGGCAAAGAACCUGGCCAAGGCCGCUGCUGAGACUAGCGGGUUAUCUCACUACAUCUGGUCAACCCUUCCAUCGUCUGCCACACUGUCCCAGGGAAAAUACCACACGCCGCACUUUGAAUCAAAGGCCAGUGUUGAUGAGUAUAUCCUGAAGCAAUUCCCUGAUCUUGCAGCCAAGACUACUUUUCUCUGGGUUGCUUACUACGCGUCCAACUUAACGUUCCCGCUUUUCACUCCCAGUCUGCUCAAAACCAGUGGCAAAUACGCCUGGGUGCAACCGGUUGGACCAUCUACUCCAAUUACCACUAUUGGAGACCAUCGAAAGAAUGUGGGAAUUUUUGUCGAGGCGGUUCUUAGACAGCCAGCGCUUACUCGCGGAAGGUAUGUUCAUGCAGAGGUGGAAACACUCACCAACGGAGAGCUACUCGAGCGCUGGGGAAAGGUCACCGGCAAGCCAACCUCUUAUGUCCCAAGUACACUAGAGGCGUAUAAUCAGCUGUUUCCAGCCUGGGGGUUGGAGAUGGGCGUGAUGUUGCAAUUUUGGGAAGCCGUUGGAGAGGCCUCGUGGAGGAAACCGGGCGUCAUGCUUCUGCGCAAGGACGAUUUGGGCAUUGAUACUGCACAUCUCACUGGGCUGGACACUGCUUUUGCGCAAAUUGAUUGGAACCAGCAUAAUCCUGAGAUUGAUUGGUUCCCCGUCUCCACGGUGCGCUGGGCAUUCAGUCACAAGCGGAGUAAGCCGGGACGGACCAGUGAUACUAUUACUUUACUUUCUCUGGUUGCCUAUUACCCCUUUGCCAUUGCCUCAACUUCCAAAAUGACCCCACUUCAACAACCGUUCACCUCCCCUUCUUUAACUCUCAAUCACCGCGUUGUCCUAGCUCCUAUGACCCGGAUGCGCUCCUCAGACAUCACAGCCAUCCCAAAUGCCUCCUCCGCAACAUACUACGCUGAACGCACGACCCAAGGCUCACUCCUUAUCUCGGAAGGAACGGUCAUCCACCCACGUGGGAAAGGAUUUCCGAAUACUCCUGGUCUGUGGACUCAUGAACAAGCCUUGGCCUGGAAGCCUAUCACGGACGCUGUCCAUGAACGCGGGGGUAUAUUUUUUGUGCAGCUCUGGCACGUCGGACGAGUUUCAGUACCCAGUCAGAUUGGUGGGUUAGCGCCAUUGAGUUCCACAUCAGCACAUUUGCCGGGAAUGCAUAUGUUAUUCGGGGAUAAAAAUGGUACAGAGCCCUACGUGGAGAGUCACGCAAUGACAGGGAAAGAUAUCAAAGAGGUCGUGGACGCAUUCGCGCAUGCGGCGCGAUUAGCCGUUGGAAUUGCUGGUUUUGACGGCGUCGAGAUCCACGGGGCGAAUGGUUAUUUGCUUGACAGCUUUGUGCAUGAUAAUAUCAACACCAGGAACGAUGAGUACGGGGGUCCGGCAAUUGAAGCAAGACUCAAGUUCCCACUGGAGGUUGUGGAUGCGGUUACUCAAGCCAUUGGGAAUCACCGGACCGCUAUUCGCCUCGCGCCGUAUCAUGUCCUUCAGGAGACGCAUGAUAGUGAUCGAUUGGCUACAUUUUCCGCGUUCUCGAGGUCACUGGAGGAGAGGAAACUUGCAUAUGUGCAUGUGGUGGAGCCGCGAUAUGACCAAUUAAGUAACGAAGGGGCCUUUUCUGGAAGCAUCAACAGGGAAAACAGUGCGGAGUCAAUCUCGUCUGCAUUGUCGGUUUCUAUUUGGCCAUUUCGACGUCUCCUGAAAAAUACUCCGCUCAUCGGCGCAGGUGGAUACGAUGCAGAGUCGGCUAAUGAGGCUAUCGCGGAAGGCCGUAUUGAUUUGGCUGCGUUUGGUCGGUAUUUUACUUCAAACCCAGACCUGCCUGAACGGCUUUUUAGAGGACUUCCCUUGAGCAGGUAUCAUCGACCAACUUUUUACACGUCUGGUUUGGAAGGUUAUCUGGGGUGGCCGCGCUGGGGCAAUUCUUUAAAUGGCGAAGAAGAGGUGGCUAAGCCAUAUUUAAAGCCCUGA